This is a messenger RNA of Aethalodelphis obliquidens (Pacific white-sided dolphin), 1644 nucleotides long. RefSeq names its product G protein subunit beta 2 (gene GNB2). Bases 250 to 1272 code for a protein of 340 amino acids. Gene Ontology annotation, molecular function: protein binding. Gene Ontology annotation, biological process: signal transduction. Lineage: Eukaryota; Metazoa; Chordata; Mammalia; Artiodactyla; Delphinidae. The transcript has 10 exons. The record is from RefSeq and is a predicted model, not a curated record.
CGGGCGGGAUCCCUCCGCUCUAGGGAGAGCAGAGCUGGACGGUGAGUUGCGGUGACUGAGGAAAUCCAUCCGCGUCGCCGCCGCUGCCGCCUCCGCCGCGGAGGAAGACAGGACCUCUCGCGCUCCUCUAGCGACCCUUCGCAGAGUCCCACCGCCACAGGCCUCGGGCCAGCGGCGAGGAGCUGCCUCCCCCAGCCCCCGUCCCGCGGCCCCCAGCCGCCCCCAACCCCGCCCCACGGGCCCGGCGCCAUGAGUGAGCUGGAGCAACUGAGACAGGAGGCUGAGCAGCUCCGGAACCAGAUCCGGGAUGCCCGAAAAGCAUGUGGGGAUUCAACACUGACCCAGAUCACAGCUGGGCUGGACCCAGUGGGGAGAAUCCAAAUGAGGACACGGAGGACCCUCCGUGGGCACCUGGCAAAAAUCUACGCCAUGCACUGGGGGACAGACUCAAGGCUGCUGGUCAGUGCCUCCCAGGACGGGAAGCUCAUCAUCUGGGACAGCUACACCACCAACAAGGUCCAUGCCAUCCCGCUGCGCUCCUCCUGGGUCAUGACCUGUGCCUACGCGCCCUCAGGAAACUUUGUGGCCUGUGGGGGAUUGGACAACAUCUGCUCCAUCUACAGCCUCAAGACCCGUGAGGGCAAUGUCAGGGUCAGCCGGGAGCUGCCUGGCCACACUGGGUACCUGUCAUGCUGCCGCUUCCUGGAUGACAACCAAAUCAUCACCAGCUCUGGGGACACCACCUGUGCCCUGUGGGACAUUGAGACAGGCCAGCAGACGGUGGGUUUUGCUGGACACAGUGGGGAUGUGAUGUCCCUGUCACUGGCCCCCGAUGGCCGCACCUUUGUGUCAGGCGCCUGUGAUGCCUCCAUCAAGCUGUGGGACGUGCGGGAUUCGAUGUGUCGACAGACCUUCAUCGGCCACGAGUCCGACAUCAAUGCCGUGGCUUUCUUCCCCAACGGCUAUGCCUUCACCACGGGCUCUGACGACGCCACGUGCCGCCUCUUUGACCUGCGGGCCGACCAGGAGCUCCUCAUGUAUUCCCAUGACAACAUCAUCUGCGGCAUCACCUCUGUUGCCUUCUCGCGCAGCGGCAGGCUGUUGCUCGCUGGCUACGACGACUUCAAUUGCAACAUCUGGGAUGCCAUGAAGGGCGACCGUGCAGGUGUCCUCGCAGGCCACGACAACCGAGUGAGCUGCCUUGGGGUCACUGACGAUGGCAUGGCUGUGGCCACAGGCUCCUGGGACUCCUUCCUCAAGAUCUGGAACUAACAGCCCCGACCCCAGCUGGGCCCAGGCUAGGAGGGGCCCUGCCCAUGCCCACACUACAGGUCGGGAGCUCUGGGGCUGGGUGCACACCGAGCCUCCCUCCUCGGGCCACGGGGCCUCGGGUCCCUGCUCCCCUACCCAGGUUUGGUUCCUCCCGGGGCCCCCACUGUGGAGAUUAAGAUGGGAAUAGAAUGGGGGAAGAGGAGGGGCAGAAAGCCCUCAUCCUUUUGCUGCCCUGGGGUCAGGGCCUCAUCCCUCUGGAGGGCCAGAGGCAGGAGGUGGAAACUCCAGGGGCUGGCUUUUUUAAAACUGGUUUUAUUUUAAUUUUUAUUAUAUUUUCAGUUUUUCCAUAAAGGAACCAAUUCCAACUCUGUA